Molecule: messenger RNA, 2982 nt
Organism: Lepisosteus oculatus (spotted gar)
Lineage: Eukaryota; Metazoa; Chordata; Actinopteri; Semionotiformes; Lepisosteidae
Gene: lrit1a
Product: leucine-rich repeat, immunoglobulin-like and transmembrane domains 1a
Cellular component (GO): endoplasmic reticulum membrane
Molecular function (GO): protein binding
Source: RefSeq, a predicted model, not a curated record
CCUACAGGAUUCCAGGAAGCAAUCAGCAUCUAAAUGAAAAGAACUCGAGUCCCUAAUCCCUGUCUAUCCUUUUUUAUCUGGGGAUUCAGAGCAACUAGAUCACUAUGGGACAGCAAGGCGGGGAGACAAUGCCGUUGAUGUUCCGUUAAAAGAGACAGCAACCUUUCUAUUAAUUCAGUAGUGUAGCAUAGCUGGGAGGCAAAAUGUUUCUCAGUUUUAAGUGGGUUUUCUGUUUGGUAUUAGGGGGUCUACCUCUAGUGUGGAGCUCAUGUCCAUCUCAGUGCAGCUGUUUUUAUCACAACCUCAGCGAUGGAUCUAAGGCAAGGAGUGUACUUUGCAAUGACCCGGAGAUCUCUCUAGUUCCAGCCAACUUUCCGCUUGACACCUCCAAGCUCCGAAUUGAGAAGACCGCAAUUAAGAGAAUUCCAAGUGAAGCCUUCCAUUACCUCUCUAACCUGGAAUUUUUGUGGAUGUCAUUCAAUUCUUUGUCGACACUGAAUACUGACAGUUUCCGUGGUUUAUAUAGCCUAGACGAGUUAAGACUGGAUGGCAAUGCGCUCACUUCAUUUCCCUGGGAAUCGAUUGUAGAUAUGCCCAGCCUUCGAUUACUCGAUUUACACAACAACCAGAUUACUUCAAUCCCGCCCGAGGUAACAGUUUACAUAAAAAACCUGACGUACCUGGAUCUAUCCAGCAACAACCUUGUUACCAUAGGUUCAGAUGUUUUGGCGACAUGGUUAGCUGUUAAACCCGUCCAGGAUGCCUACAGUGAGAAUUCCAAGGUGAUUCUAGGACUACAUGACAACCCCUGGGUAUGCGACUGCCAGCUUUAUGAUCUCACACAGUUCCUGAGGUCUCCAUCAUCCUCAGUAGCUUUUAUAGACACCAGGCUCAGGUGUGCUGAUCCAGAGAGCCUCUCAGGUGUUCUGUUUAGUGAUGUGGAGCUCAGAAAAUGCCAGAUACCAACAGUGCACACUGCUGUAGCAAGAGUAAGGAGUGCUGUGGGCAACAAUGUCCUGCUCCGCUGUGGAACUAUUGGAGUGCCCAUCCCAGACCUCGCGUGGAGGCGAGCAGAUGGGAAACAACUGAACGCGACAGUUCAACAGGAGGUCUCGAAAGAAGGCAUCAUUUGGUCUAUCUUAAGUGUGCCAGCUGUCUCCUUUCAAGACUCUGGGAAGUAUGUCUGCAAAGCCUCAAACUUUGUAGGGAGCGCAGAUGCUGUCAUUUCUCUUAUCAUAACCGAUGCUGUGAAGUCAGAUAAUCAAACUGGUAACCCAAAAAGGACCAAGGGAAAAAAAACAAAUGGGAUUGGAAAGGCAGCUUAUCAGGAAAAACUUGUGGCUAGGUAUGUAGUUCCAACAACUACUACCUCAACACCAGAGACUGAGCCAAGGCAUUAUACUGGACAGUACCCAGAGCUUGAGAAUUAUAGCAUCCCUGUCAGUGGAGCGAAUGGACAAAUGUCCAUUCCCAUGAACAGAGAGGGGCUACUGGAAGUGGACAAAACAAAUCUCGCAGCGAACACCUCUUCUCUCCAACAGGAGCCAGAACGUGUGGUUAGGUCGGUGAAAGUGAUUGGGGACACAGAUCACACGGUCUCUUUAACAUGGAGGGCACCCACUGCCAAAAACACCACCAUGUUCAGUGUCCUGUAUGCAAUCUUCGGAGAGAGGGACAUGCGCAGAAUUAACGUUGAUCCAGGCAAGAACAGGAUCACCAUUGAGGGACUGAUGCCAAAGACAAAGUAUAUUGCUUGUGUGUGCGUCAAAGGACUGAUCCCCAAAAAAGAGCAGUGCGUAAUCUUCUCAACAGAUGAGGCUGCCAGUGCUAAUGGAACCCAAAAGCUCAUUAAUGUGGUUGUAAUCACUGUUGCCUGUGUGAUAGCUGUCCCUCUAACACUAAUUGUCUGUUGUGGUGCGCUGAAAAGGCGCUGCAAGAAACUGCUAGGAAGAAAGUCGAAAGACAUCCAGGACUCUUAUGUCACAUUUGAAACUUUGUCUCCGGGGACAAAAACAAAGGGCCUGGAGGGCGAAUACCUGACAAGACUCAACCCAGAGGAGUCCAACCGGUUGCUCUCGGCCAGGUCUAGCCUGGACUCCGAGGCCACUGCUAAGAUCGAGGGACAGCCAAAUGAGUACUUCUGCUGACAUCUUGCAUCAUCCAAGAUUUCCGACAGAGUUGUAUGUCUGUGCAGUGCUUCUGAGAGGGUGUUCUGUGGAAAACAGUGUGGGCAAUGUGGUUAUAGCACAUCUUAGCACACCUAAAGAAAAGGGAAUGCCACGUUCUUUGCUUUAUUAUGGAAGAUUCUGCACUUAUUUAAGGUGCUAUGUAUUAGGAGGGUCUGUGAAUGUUUUUAAAAGUAAAGGUUUUGCUACGGUACUGUAUGUGAGACUGUUCCUUAAGCCUGUGGGAAUUCGAAGACUUACCUUAGCUGUUUAUUGAACACUGCUUCAGUGAUAUGUUAAAAAGGGAAGUGUUUCAGAUGUUGAAACUUUUUGCUGUUGUCGUUAUUGUUGUUCAUUGUAAACCUCAUAUUUUUUUCAUUAUGUGUAUAAAAGAAUAAACCCAAGAAGAAUAUUCCAUUUUCCAUUUAUUAUACACUCUUUUUUAUUGUGUUUUUUCUCAGAAUAUCAAUUCGUACCCAUGUACAAUAACCAUGAAGAUGAAUGGUGAAAAAUAUGACUGACAGAUACUGUAUUUCGACACACUGCAAAAAACACCAGAUCCCAUAAAAUGCAUAUUACCACUGGUGUGUUUAUUGGCACAUAGACACAAAACGUAAGAUGCAUGAAUUUCGUUCAAAUGAGACAUUCCAGAAUCACAUGUGUUGCAUAUCAAUGUGUAUUACUGUGUAUCAUGUAAGCUAAUGUGCCAGGUUUAAUAACAUCUGAUUUAAAAUAUGUAAAACAGAUUGCAAUGUAUAUACAUGUAAUUUCAUUUCCAUAAGAUAUGUGUUCAUUUAAAUGUAUGGAAAUAAACCUG